AAUAAAAAAUAAAAAAUAAAACAAAACCAAAAUCCCCUCAGCCUUCGGCGCGGGCGGGGCCGUUUUCUCAUACUCUGUCGGUGAUUUUCCCGUCAAAAAGUUCUUCCCUUCCCUAAAUUCUCUCUUCAAAUCUCUGGAUUUUUCCUCUUCCCCCAAAUUCCCCUUCCAAUUCAACGAACCCACAUCGCCGAUUCGUCUAUUAUGUCUUACGAUUACCUCUUCAAGUACAUAAUCAUUGGCGAUACAGGUGUGGGGAAAUCCUGCUUGUUGUUGCAGUUCACGGACAAGAGGUUUCAGCCUGUUCACGAUCUCACCAUCGGCGUUGAGUUUGGUGCUCGUAUGGUCACCAUUGAUGGCCGUCCUAUUAAGCUUCAGAUAUGGGAUACUGCUGGGCAAGAAUCAUUUAGAUCGAUCACAAGAUCUUACUACCGGGGAGCAGCUGGUGCAUUGUUGGUUUAUGAUAUAACUAGGAGAGAGACAUUCAAUCACUUGGCAAGCUGGUUGGAGGAUGCUCGCCAGCAUGCAAAUUCCAAUAUGUCAAUUAUGCUCGUCGGGAACAAGGCUGAUCUCGCUCAUCGAAGAGCUGUAAGCAAAGAAGAGGGAGAACAAUUUGCAAAAGAAAAUGGACUCUUAUUCUUAGAGGCAUCUGCUAGAACAGCUCAGAAUGUUGAGGAGGCAUUCAUAAAGACUUCAGCGAAAAUACUUCAAAAUAUUCAAGAAGGUGUCUUUGAUGUAUCCAAUGAGUCAUCUGGAAUCAAGAUCGGUUAUGGACGCCCUCAAGGGCCAUCGGGGGCCAGAGAUGGAACAGUUUCACAGAGAGGUGGAUGUUGUGGGUGAUUGUAAAGUGAAGGAGGGAAGUACUUGUUUUGUGUAUAUGAUGAAUCCUUUUGUGCAAGUUGUUUUACUCUUGUGCAAAAAAACAGCAUGAUUAAGUUCAGUGUAUCCUUUCAAAAACAUUGAAUGUAUAGUGAUAGUGACCAUCAUAACUCUACUUGGCAAGGCAAGCUAUUUACUUUGCUGACUCAAUAUUUUGGUUUAACAAAGUUUGUACAUUUGGUGAGAAUCCUGCAUUUUUUGUCA
Molecule: messenger RNA, 1080 nt
Organism: Momordica charantia (bitter melon)
Lineage: Eukaryota; Viridiplantae; Streptophyta; Magnoliopsida; Cucurbitales; Cucurbitaceae
Product: ras-related protein RABB1b
Molecular function (GO): GTP binding; GTPase activity
Source: RefSeq, a predicted model, not a curated record